UCCUUGUAUUAUUUAUACAAAGUAUGAUUAUUAUGUCCUAAUUAAACAAGCAUUGUGCAAUGAAUCAAACAACACCAUCUCUUCCAUCACUAGAAGUGUUAAUGGACCUUGAGAAUGACAACAAUGGUAGAGAAAAUAGGACACUAUGGGUGCUCAAUCCUCCGGAGCCACCAUGCAUGCUGCGUCGUGUCGCGGAAAAUAUCAAGGACAACAUCUUACAUUAUUCGAUUCAAAAUCGAUUCUUUUCUCUCAAACAUCAAUCUUCUCCAAAAUUAGUAUUACCCUUGUUGUUUCCUAUCCUUAAUUCAUUCAAAAACUACAAUGUUCACAAGUUCAAGUGCGAUGUCUUAGCCGGUCUUAUCCUCGCAAUCUUUGCUAUUCCACAGGCUAUGGGAAAUGCGAGUUUGGCGAAGAUGAGUCCAGAAUAUGGCCUAUAUACAAGUAUUGUGCCACCUCUUAUUUAUGCUUUGAUGGCAAGUUCAAGGGAGAUAGUAAUAGGACCUGUAACUGUGGAUUCAUUGCUACUUUCAUCAAUGAUUCAAACAUUGAAAGAUCCUACAAAUGAUCCUAUUGCUUAUACUCAGCUUGUUUUGACUGCAACUUUUUUUACUGGUGUCUUCCAAGUUGCUUUUGGAUUCCUUAGGUUUGGGUUUCUGGUAGAUUAUCUUUCCCAUGCCACAAUGGUAGGGUUCUUGGCAGCAGUUGCCAUAGGCAUUGUACUACAACAAUUCAAAGGAGUAUUUGGAAUCAGACACUAUACCAACAAGACUGAUUUAAUUUCUGUCAUUAAAUCUCUUUGGACAUCCUACAAAACUCAAUCAGAGUGGCAUCCUUACAAUUUUAUUAUUGGAUUCUCAUUUUUGUCUUUCAUCAUACUUGCCAGAUUCCUUGGGAAAAAGAAAAAGAAAUUAUUGUGGCUGUCACACAUGGCUCCUCUUGUUUCAUUCAUCAUAUCAACUGUUAUUGCAUAUAAAGUAAAUUUUCAUCAAAUUAAACUUGAGGACUAUAAAAUUGAAGUCUUAGGACCAAUCAAAGGAGGUAGCUUAAAUCCAAGUUCACUCAACCAAUUACAACUUGACGGUAACGGUAAAUAUUUGGGUCCUUUAAUCAAAAUAGCGUUGACUGUUGCUAUUAUUUCAACCACGGAAUCUGUAGCUGUUGGCAGAAUAUUUGCAUCACUUAGAGGUUACAAUAUUGAUCCAAACAGAGAAGUUUUAUCCUUAGGCAUAAUGAACAUUUUUGGAUCCUUCACUUCUUGUUAUGUUGCAUCAGGUUCAAUUUCACGGACGGCUGUAAAUUAUAACGCCGGCUCUCAAACAACGGUAUCGAGCAUAGUGAUGGCACUCACUGUGUUGAUGUCCCUUAAAUUUUUAACAAAACUCUUAUAUUUCACUCCAAAAGCAAUGCUAGCAGCAAUAAUUCUUUCAGCUGUACCAGGACUUGUUGAUUUUAAAAAAGCAUUUGAAAUUUGGAAGGUUGAUAAAUUAGAUUUUCUUGCUUGUGCUGGAGCUUUCUUUGGAGUUUUGUUUUCAUCUGUGGAAAUGGGCCUUGCAAUUGGGGCAGCGAUAUCAUUUGCGAAGAUAAUUGUGAUUUCGAUUCAACCUAGCAUAGCGGUUGUUGGAAGGCUUCCGGGAACGGAUACAUUUGGCGACGUAGAACAAUAUCCAAUGGCGGUUAACAUGCCUGGUGUUUUGGUGGUCUCUAUUAAAUUUGCUUGGCUUUGUUUCGCAAAUGCAAGUCCUAUUAGGGAAAAGAUCGAGAAAUGGGUGAUCAAUGAAGGUGAAAAUAGUAAAGGAGAAAGCACUAUCAAAGUCGUCAUUAUCGAUACAUCAAGUCUUGUGAGUAUUGACACAGCAGGAAUAACUUCUUUGGUGGAGCUGAAUAAGAAUCUUACAUUACAUGGAGUGACAUUAUCCAUUGCUAAUCCAAGGUGGCAAGUAAUUCACAAAUUAAGAUUGGCUAACUUUGUGAAUGAAAUUGGAGGAAGGGUUUUCUUGUCUGUGGGAGAAGCUAUAGAUGCAAUACUUAGUGCUAAAAUAGCUACCGUAUAACUAACAAAUAUUUGUUAGUUAUUUGUUGAUUUUACUAUAUAAAUGUUUACAAUUUUGAUAAUUAUAAUCAACAUCUAUAUCAUAUACUCUAACUAUCUCAAACAUUUUUUUUUUAGAUAAAAUCUCAAACAUCAUCUUUUAAAA
This is a messenger RNA of Trifolium pratense (red clover), 2195 nucleotides long. RefSeq names its product early nodulin-70-like. Gene Ontology annotation, cellular component: membrane. The record is from RefSeq and is a predicted model, not a curated record. NCBI's taxonomy places the organism in Eukaryota, Viridiplantae, Streptophyta, Magnoliopsida, Fabales, Fabaceae. Gene Ontology annotation, biological process: transmembrane transport. Gene Ontology annotation, molecular function: secondary active sulfate transmembrane transporter activity. The transcript has 12 exons. Bases 60 to 2051 code for a protein of 663 amino acids.